AUGGCUUCUCUCGCAGCUGCACUGUCCCAGUCCCUCCCCAAGCCGAAUUACACGGGCGAGGAAGAGGAGCUGCCUUCGCGCGCCAGCAAGAAUGGCCCAAGGAUCGUUGGCCCCGGCCACUUCGACGAGUCCCAGAUUGUCCUGAAGCGGGCCGGCGGGCCACCGCCUUACGGACAGCGCUCUGGAUGGCGACCACGCAACCCCGAGGACUUUGGCGAUGGCGGCGCGUUCCCCGAGAUCCACAUCGCCCAGUACCCGCUCGAUCUAGGCCGCAAGGGCGGCUCGAACAAGUCCAACGCGCUCGCUCUGACCGUCGAUGGCGAUGGGAAGGUCAAAUAUGAUGCUAUUGCGAGGCAGGGCCAUGCCGAGGGCAGAGUCGUGCAGGCGAGCUUCAAGGACUUGAUACCGCUGCGGCAGCGUGCCGAUGCCGGCGAGAUCAACCUGGAGCGGCCGAGCGAAGAGGAGGUCGCCGCCACGGCUGAGAGGACCAAGGCCGCGCUGGAGAAGCUGGUCAGCGGCGCAGUGGCGUCUCAGAAGCCCAAGAAUGUCAACACUGGAGGCUCGCGAGACCCCACGUUUGUGAGGUACACGCCGGCGAACCAGAUGGGGGACAGCUCCAAGAAGCAGGAUCGGAUUAUGAAGAUUGUCGAGAGGCAGCGUGACCCCAUGGAGCCGCCCAAGUUCAAGGUCAAGAAGAUCCCACGUGGCCCACCCUCGCCUCCGCCUCCAGUGCUGAGGUCGCCGCCAAGGAAAUUGACGGCGCAAGACCAGGAGGACUGGAGGAUCCCGCCGCCCGUGUCGAACUGGAAGAACCCCAAGGGUUUCACCGUCCCCUUGGACAAGCGUCUGGCUGCGGACGGACGGGGUCUACAAGACGUACAGAUCAACGACAAGUUUGCACAGUUUUCAGAGGCGCUAUUCAUGGCAGACAGGCAUGCCCGCGAGGAGGUCAAGCAGCGAGCUCUCAUGCAGCAGCGCCUGGCGGAGAAGGAGAAGCAACAGAAGGAAGAUCAUCUGCGCGCACUCGCCCAGCAGGCCAGGGAGGAGAAGGCCGGGCACAGCAGGCGGAGGUCAAGAUCAGGCAGCUACGACAGCCGCUCAGAUUCCGGGUCAUCCUACGACAGCGACGAGUCGGCAGUACGUGAGCGUGAAGAAGCACGAAAAGAAAGGCGCCGCGAGGAGGAGCGCAAGCUCCGGCAAUCCCGCAUGGGCGCGGAGAGGCGCGUCCAAGUCAUGGCUCGCGAGCAGAAUCGUGACAUCUCCGAGAAGAUUGCGCUGGGGCUGGCAAAACCUACGCAGAGCAAGGAGGGGAUGUACGAUUCACGGCUUUUCAACCAGUCAAGUGGCUUUGACAGUGGCAUCAACGAGGACAACCCGUACGACAAGCCUCUGUUCGCUGCACAGGACGCUAUCAGCAGCAUCUACCGCCCUGGGGUGACCAUGGACGAUGAUGACGAGACGGCCGGGGACAGAGAGAUGGACAAGAUCCAGAAGUCGAGCCGGUUCGGCGAGGUAUUGGGCAAGGGCAAGUUCAAGGGCACGGAGGACGCAGGAGAGCGCGAAGGGCCAGUGCAAUUCGAGAAGGAGACGGCCGACCCGUUCAACGUUGACAAAUUCCUGUCCGAGGUGGAGCAGUCGUCGGGCAAACGGGGCUACGGCUUGCAGGAGACUGACGACCGGAAAUCAAAGCGGCCCAGGGUGGAGGAUGACGACGACGACUAG
Diaporthe batatas is the source of this 1722-nucleotide messenger RNA. RefSeq names its product mRNA splicing protein PRP45. Gene Ontology annotation, biological process: mRNA splicing, via spliceosome. The coding region runs from base 1 to 1722 and encodes 573 amino acids. The record is from RefSeq and is a predicted model, not a curated record. The transcript has a single exon. Lineage: Eukaryota; Fungi; Ascomycota; Sordariomycetes; Diaporthales; Diaporthaceae. Gene Ontology annotation, cellular component: spliceosomal complex.